AUGGCUCAGGAGGGGGUUGCUGGUGGAAAUUCAGCGGCGAUGAGUGCAACGCUGGGAGAUUCCCUGGAUUGCCCUGAAGAGCGGAUGCUUUCGAUCUUUGAGCGGGUAAUCACUACGAAUGCUCCCAUCUUUGAGUCUCUACUGCUACAAAUCCCGACCGAUACUAUCAUCAAACUAUACCAUACGUCUCAAUACCUUCGUACCUUUCUUCGAUCAUAUCCGACCGCAUGGAAAUCGCUCUCGUUUCGCCUGCCCUUUCCCCCGGGAACUUUACCGAGCCCUCAGAUCACCGACCCAAAUAUUGCAGAUGCAGAGAUCCCGCGUCAAUCUCGACCUUAUGCCCUAGACAUGUUCCUGAUGAAUGUGGUGAUUCCAUUCAGUGGGUGUUUGAAGAGCCUGGAACUGGACAACACGGCGAUAUCGGGGGAGAAUCUCACAUCCACGGUGCUGCAUUCGCGUCGGGAGACGCUGGAACACCUUUCCGUCCGAGGUUGCAAGAACGUAUCCCUCAAAUAUCACAUAGUGCCGUUCCUCACUAUGUUUGCUCUGCAACGUGACAUGGAUAUGGAGAACACGUCCGGUACUCAUUCCCCUGGGAUGAAACGACUUGCCCUCAAGAGUCUCUACGCUUACCGAUGCCGUCACCACCGCAGGAGACCGUACCUUUCUUCUUCACUGAUGCGGAAGGAUGCUGAUGCCGAAUCGACACAUGAGCUUGUUAACAUCUGCCACAAGCUAGGAAUCUGGACAGAUACUGCCUGGUGCACCACGCCAGCCGGGAGGUGCGCUCGUAGAGCCGGUUAUGUCAAAUCGAGAUUCCCGCAUGGAGCAGGAUCACCGGAAGUUUGGGUGGUUUUUGAUCGACUCUGGAGAUCUAAGAACUGGAUCGGUCCUAUCGAACUUGAGGACCCUGGACCACGCGUGCUUGACGGCAAGCUAUGGGAGAACUGUGACACUGGAUGUUUUGGCGAGGCACUGGGGACUGGCGAGGGCAUUGACUGGGGCGAAGGCAAAAUGACUCCGACUCACCUGCGUCAAAGUCAUACAAAAUUUGUCCGCGGCAUUCGCUGUGACGGUUGUCUCGAGGACAUUUCAGAGCGGUGUGAGCAUUGCAGCGUCUUGAUGCACUGUGUCGGGUGCCGUAAGACACUCUGUGCGAGCUGUGCCUAUGAACGCCCGUAUCUUCACAGGACCAUUCCAUCUCCCUCGUCCGAAGGCAACCCGAGCACGACACCCUCCUUCUGGUGGGCCCCUGGCGCCACACACUCUCCGGGGUCAAUGCAGGAUCCUGUGGAUUAUCUGACGGACCCCAAUCUACCCGCGACUUCAAUGUCAGACACGACACCUAUCCUCAACUUUCACUGGUGCUGCACCAAGCCCGACCUCUCUGGGGGAGGCGGCAUCAGUAUCGGACCUCGCAAUCGUGAAGUGGACCAGGUCCGAGCAGUACCUUUGCCCCGAAAUCAAGGUUGGGAGGAUCUGGAGUACACGGUCAGCGAAUGGAGCAAGUCCUUUCCCAAGUAUGCAUAUGGUGAUCCGAGCAAACCGGACUACUCACUCGAGGCGGGACAUCUGGCGAUGAUGAAAUGGUUGCUUGGACCGCCUAAUCGGCAAGUCUCACCAUGCCCGCGCAACUUGUGCCAGGGAUGUUAUGAUUCCCCGCAGUGGAAGGUCCACUGCAAGAGCUGCUCCAAGCCACUCUGCAUUGAGCAUGACCUCCGUGGAUUACGCCUUCGGAUCUGCGGUUACCGUGACCUCGAAACGGAGAAGCAGACCAUUCAAAGUCGAUUUGCGGUGAAUAUUCCGCAAUCUUCUAACCCGGAUGAGCUUUCCGGGUACGACCUCCCAUUUAGAAGCCAGCGGCUUCUCGAUUCGGCAACUAAAGGCUUCAUUGACAACCCACAAUCAGAUAGCCUGGAGGAGCAAACCCCCGAUUCCCAUGUCGGUGAUCAAUCGGCUCAUGCAUCCUUCUUCUCCACUCAGCCAUCUCGCUCCUUCUCAGUCCCGACGUCUAAUCACUCCUCCCCACCGUCAUCCUCAUCCUCGAUCUACUUUGAUUCGCCCAUCGAGACUCCGAAAUGGCAAGGUUGUCAAUCCUUUUUCUGUCCUCCGGCUGAUCCCAUCACUGGUAUCAGGGAUGUCAGAGGCGGCAUCCGGGAUCAGCGCCCAAGGUGUCCCAGCUACCUCCGAGAAUGCACGGGCUGCAAGGUGUAUGUAUGUGCGGACUGCAUCUAUGCCUACCCGCCCUGCAAAUGUUCGUAUUGCGAGGAGCACUACUUGUGUCCCAAUUGCAUGAGAGAUGGCCCUCGAGAUAACCGCUGCCGUCGCCGCCGAGAGGAAAAUGCGCGGUGCGAGCGGAAGUGGAAAAAGGACAUGCAGGUGCUGGAAAGCAUCCUGGAGCUGAAGGUGGCUAAUGAGCUGGCAGAGUUCGCUGGCGAGUUCUUUGGCCUCGUCGAGCAGCGCGAUAUUUUACCCUCGGGGAUCAGCUACGAUGACCAGAUCACCGAUCUCUAUGAAGGCGACGUUGCAGCAGCGGAAGUAUCCGCCUCGUACUUUGAGCCUGAUGACAUUGACUGGUUCCUUCAAGACUCAUAUUAG
Penicillium arizonense is the source of this 2598-nucleotide messenger RNA. RefSeq lists its product as uncharacterized. The record is from RefSeq and is a predicted model, not a curated record. The coding region runs from base 1 to 2598 and encodes 865 amino acids. The transcript has a single exon. NCBI's taxonomy places the organism in Eukaryota, Fungi, Ascomycota, Eurotiomycetes, Eurotiales, Aspergillaceae.